This is a messenger RNA of Syzygium oleosum, 1709 nucleotides long. RefSeq lists its product as uncharacterized. Bases 39 to 1349 code for a protein of 436 amino acids. The transcript has 5 exons. NCBI's taxonomy places the organism in Eukaryota, Viridiplantae, Streptophyta, Magnoliopsida, Myrtales, Myrtaceae. The record is from RefSeq and is a predicted model, not a curated record.
CACACACACACACUCUCUCUCUUCUCUCUCUCUCUAUAAUGGCCAGCACAAGUAGCAGAGACAGGGAGGACGCGCUCUCCUCGUUCGCCGCCGCCAACCACUCCCAGUCGUCGUCUCCGAUCACCGUCUCCGACCCCCUCGCCGUCUACGCCGAGCCCUCCGGUAGCGCCCCGGGGAGCUUCCAGAGCGAGGGGCUCCUCCUCGGCGCCGGCGGCGGCGGCGGCGGCGAGGCGGCCGGCGGCGGGAGCGACGCCGAGCUCGGCUUCUCCCGCCCCGAGUUCCGGCAGGACCAGCUCGCCGGCACCGUGCAGUUCUACGAGCGCCACGUCUUCCUGUGCUACAAGAACCCUAAGGUCUGGCCCCCCAGGAUCGAGGCCGCCGAGUUCGACCGGCUGCCGAGGCUGCUCUCCGCCGCCGUCGUGGCCAGGAAGAAUGACAUGAGGAACGAGACACGCUUAACCAUCUGUGAGGGGCAUGAUGGUACAGAGACAUCAAAUGGGGAUGUGUUGAUAUUUCCAGACAUGAUUAGAUACAGGAGAUUAACACAUUUUGAUGUUGAUACAUUUGUUGAAGAAGUUCUCGUUAAAGAUGGUGAAUGGCUUCCUGGAACACCCGAAUCCCUAAAUGGUUCUUAUGUUUUCGUAUGUUCCCAUGGAUCACGAGAUCGUCGUUGUGGAGUCUGUGGACCUGCUCUUGUUAGUAGGUUCAGGGAAGAGAUAGAGUUGCAUGGUCUCCAUGGUAAAGUUACUGUUAGCCCUUGUUCACACGUUGGAGGUCAUGAGUACGCUGGAAAUGUCAUAAUAUUUGGACCAGAUUUUAGUGGAGCCAUAUCAGGGCAUUGGUAUGGAUAUGUAUCUCCAGAUGAUGUGUCCAUAUUGUUGGAGCAACAUAUCGGGGAAGGGAAAAUAGUAGACUGGCUGUGGAGGGGCCAAAUGGGUUUGUCAGAAGAUGCACAGAAGAAGUUACAUGAGCAAAGGUUCCAAUUAGAUGGUGAUAUGACUGUGAAUAAGGGCAAAGAGCUAACAGGGACAUGGAUGGACAGGAAAAAGACUGAUGUUUUUGAAACUCCUGUUGAGGUUAUGCCUUGUUGCCAGGGAAAUGGGAACUCAUCUUGUUGUCAGCAACCUCUUUUAUCAGAGAAGACAGAUGAGAAGGUUGUGGCAUCUGGAAAGAAGAUUGGCAAAAAGUUGUCCUGCACAAAGAGUGGUAAAAGCGUUGGUGCACGUAAAGUCUGUUCAAUGCCAACUUGGUUAGAGAGUUGGGAGCGGGAAGAUACAUAUGCAGCACUCGCUGUUGUUUUUGCUGCAGCGUCGGUUGCCGUUGCAUAUAGCUGCUAUAAACAAUUAUGAUAGGGUGUCUACUUAAUCUUCCAUGCUUCAUGAUGAAAUGCGUCAGUGGAUUUUCCACUCCAGUAUUUAGUGGGAUCACAUAUUUGUACAUGUCAGGGUCAGAAGGGCGGGCUUGAUCCUUCAUUUCCAAUGGCCUCGAUUUAUCUAUGGUCCUUCUAACCUGUUGUCCUAAAUAUCGAAUGCACAUAAUUCUACCUUGUGUUUUUAGGGGUUUCCCCAUCCCCCUUGUGUGCAGAGGUCUUGCUUGUUUUUUGGCUUUAGGUAGCUUUUGGCUUGUAAUUUAACUUUGUAAAUUUGAAUAAUUGAUAUUAUGUGUUACUUGGUCGAUAUGAGAAAGGCGUGUCCUGCCUGUUUGUUAUA